Molecule: messenger RNA, 1444 nt
Organism: Pecten maximus
Lineage: Eukaryota; Metazoa; Mollusca; Bivalvia; Pectinida; Pectinidae
Product: phospholipase A and acyltransferase 2-like
Exons: 5
Coding region: 93-635 (180 amino acids)
Biological process (GO): N-acylphosphatidylethanolamine metabolic process
Cellular component (GO): cytoplasm
Molecular function (GO): A2-type glycerophospholipase activity; glycerophospholipid phospholipase A1 activity
Source: RefSeq, a predicted model, not a curated record
AAAAAGGAGGCGGGUCAGCGGUGAAUAGUCAGAACGCUGACAGAACACUGACUAUAUAGCCGGGGAGAGGAACCCUAGCAUAAUUUGUUAUAAUGGCUGCAAGCACUGUACCAUUAGACACCCAUAAUGGUACUCUUCUCAAUGAACUUGAGAUCGGGGAUAUGGUGGAAUUUCCAAGAGGCUUGUAUUCACACUGGGGUGUAUAUAUAGGCAAAGGAAAGAUUGUGCACCUUUCAGGAGGGGACAAUGACGGCAUCAAUGCUUUUAACUCCGGAAGUGUUUUUACGAUCUGUGGGAAGAGUUUCAACAAAGCAUUUGUGAGGGUUGAUGACUUUUGUAGAGUUGUCCUUGGCUGUAAGGCAAAGAAAAACAACGGAAAGGACAGGAAGUGCACGCCCCGCCAAGCACAUGAGAUAUUGGAGAUUGCUCUGGACAAGGUUGGAGAGAUAGGCUAUAAUGUUCUGUGGAAUAAUUGUGAACAUUUCGCAGCCUUCAUUAGAUAUGGAGAAAAGUGGUCUGAGCAGGUUGAUACUGCUCUAACGUGGACUGUGGCAGCUGGUGCUGUAGCAGUCGGUGGACUUUUGUUAUACAACCUUUUCAAGGGUUCAGAGGAAGAAAAAGAAUCAAAGAAAUAGUGAAAAGUUGCAACUGAUGAUGCAAAAUUUAAGGGAAAUGUUAUCAGAGAGAUUCGAGAUAGAUUCGUGUCAAGUAUGAAAUCUCUUAAAACUCGAAGGUAAUCAAAUUGAAUAUAUAAUGUAAUAUAUAAUUUUGGAAAUUUGAAAAAUGGAACAUUGACACGGAGUUUGAAAAUAAAACUGUAAUUCAUUAUGACAAAGCCAAAUACUAAGUUUCACAUGUAUGUUGGCAUGCAGUAGAAAAAAAAGUAAAGAAAAUAUUUGAUUAUGAUAUUUUGCAGUGUACAAAAGGCAAUAACGUUAAAAAAUGAAUGAAUAAAUAAAAUCGAGGUUGAUAUAUGAGAAUUUCUUAUGUGUAAAGGCCUUUAUUCUCAAAGGUCAGCAGUAAGGAAAAAAGUCAGGUAAACGGUUAAUUAUGUAAACUUUCUGUGUGCAAAGUUCCAUAACUCUAGCAUAAAAUGGUAUUUUGACACAUGGUUCAAACUCAGUCUGUUGUUUCAUAUAAGAAAGCCUUAUUAGAGGAAACAAAUUGAUGUAGCAAGCGGUAGCGUAAAAAGCCUGGAGAUCAUGUCAUUACGGGAAUUUCCUAUGUACAAAGGGCCAUAAAUCCAGCAAAAAAUAGAUGACUGAACGGAAAACUGAAAUGUGACUAACACGGCCCACGCUGAUAACGACACUGACGACAAAGUCACCCAUUAAUGUUCGCCACGCUUAGCAGGCAACACAACAAACUGAUUUUUGUAUAUUAUAUCAUUUUCAUCUCUCUACUGUGAAAAUGUAUCGCUUAUCACGUUGAAUCUUAAUUAGGU